Schistosoma rodhaini is the source of this 1352-nucleotide messenger RNA. NCBI's taxonomy places the organism in Eukaryota, Metazoa, Platyhelminthes, Trematoda, Strigeidida, Schistosomatidae. The record is from the annotation of a GenBank genome assembly.
CAGAAAUACUGGUUCCAGGUGGUGUGGUUCGGUUGUGUUGACGUAUAACACAAACUUCCCUUUCAUCUCAAAAUAAAAUGUAGCAUUUUUUGAAAAGGGAUCGUAUCUUCUUUUCAGAGUAGCUCAUAAAGCAGUACUCUCGACAGGACAAGGAUGUACGUAUGAGUGUUGUUGUACAUCGGAUUACAGGAUUUUAUGAAUGUAACGUUACAUCCCGUGUCAUUCUGGUUGACUUAGAAUGACACGGUUAUCAGUGUAUCGAACUAUAAAGGACUAAAUAUUCAAAGUUUUAGCAGAGAUCUUUGUGCAUGACGCAAUGCUAUACUUAGUAGGCCUGGGUUUAGGUUCCUUCUCGGAUUUGACAAUGAAGGGUUAUGAUGUACUCAAGAAGUGUGAUUAUGUGUACCUUGAUAGUUAUACUUCCAUAUUCUCUGAGGAAGGGUUCAAAACAUUGGAUAUCGAUGGGAAAUGCAUACUUCCAGCCGAUCGAGAAUUCGUGGAGCAAAGCAGUGAAAUUAUAGAUCGAGCGAAAAACCAUGACGUUGCGUUUCUGGUCGUGGGUGAUCCUUUGGGAGCAACUACACACAGUGAUAUUAUAUUGAGAGCUGUAGAAAAAAAUAUAUCUUAUCAAAUUAUUCACAAUGCGUCAGUUAUAACUGCAGUCGGUUGUUGUGGCUUGCAGCUUUAUAACUUUGGUGCGACUGUAUCAAUUCCUUUGUGGGAUGAAUUUGGUCAUCCGGAAAGCUUCUAUGAUAAAAUAAUAAUGAAUAUAAAAAACGGAUUUCACACUCUAUGUUUGCUGGAUAUCAAGGUAAAGGAGCGUUCUUUGGAAAACAUCCUACGUGACCGCAAAGUCUACGAACCAUCUCGCUUUAUGUCUUGUUGUGAAGCUGUACACCAAAUAGUGGACGUCAUUAAUAGGAAAGCAGAGGAUCAGCAGAGCAGAAAAAAUGCAGUUAUUACGAAGUCCUGUAUUGUAAUUUGCUUAUCCCGAUUAGGAUGUGAUAAUCAGAAAAUCGUUGUCUCAACAUUAAGUGAUAUCAAUGAAGCCUACUUAAACCCAGAAAAAAAUGGUCUCAACUUUGGAGACCCACCACAUUGUAUAAUCAUACCUGGGAUAAUCCACGAGCUGGAAUCAGAAUUUCUGGUUGCUCGAUACCGAAAUGAUGUCGACAGUCACAUAUUUUUGCCCAUAUUUUACACUACACAAGGAGAUUCGGAAAACGUCCUCGAAAGUUGUCAGGACACCAUACACCUACACAACGUAACAGUCCGCACCAUGCAACCUACGCUUAACCACACUUAGCAUUAUAUACACCACUUCUUUGAUAAAAUAAAAAUAUAUUUCUUUU